This is a messenger RNA of Sporothrix brasiliensis 5110, 1797 nucleotides long. RefSeq names its product oligopeptide transporter. Gene Ontology annotation, biological process: transmembrane transport. The coding region runs from base 1 to 1797 and encodes 598 amino acids. Gene Ontology annotation, molecular function: dipeptide transmembrane transporter activity. Lineage: Eukaryota; Fungi; Ascomycota; Sordariomycetes; Ophiostomatales; Ophiostomataceae. Gene Ontology annotation, cellular component: membrane. The transcript is spliced from 3 exons. The record is from RefSeq and is a predicted model, not a curated record.
AUGGCAGAGAAAACAGUGGCACAUGACGUGCACCAAGUUGUCGAGCCCGACACGGGGGCCGAUGCCGAGAAGACGGGCGGUGAUGGCCUGGACGGCUCGCUGCCCAUCCCGUCCGAACAGAGCGGCCCCGUCGUCGAUGUCGACGCCUAUCCGCUGCCCACGGAGGAAGAGCAGCACACGCUGCGCAAGAUCUCCGACUCCAUCCCGCUGACGGCCUGGCUGCUCUGCCUCGUCGAGAUGGCCGAGCGCGCGUCCUACUACGGCGUCAAGGCCGCCUUCAACAACUUCAUGCAGUUCCCGCUGCCGGCCGGCGGACCGGGCACGGGCGCCAUCAACCCGGCGAAGCCCAACUCGCAUGCCGGCGCCCUCAACCUGGGCCUGCAGACCGCCUCGGCCCUGGGCCUCCUGUUCACGUUCCUGGCCUAUGUCAUCCCCAUCUUCGGCGCGUGGCUGGCCGACGUCAAGACGGGCCGCUACCAGGCCAUCGUCUGGGGCGUCCUCAUCGGCGCCCUCUCCCACGUCAUCAUGGUGGGCGGCGCGGCGCCGGCCCUGCUCCAGGCCGGCAAGGGCGCGGCGCCGUUUCUGGUCAGCUUCUUCCUGCUCGCCAUCGGCGCCGGGCUGUUCAAGCCCAACGUGGCGCCGACGGUCAUCGACCAGUACAAGCACCAGCGGCCGUACACGCGGGUGCUGAAGACGGGCGAGAAGGUGCUCGUGGACCCGGAGACGACGGUCAACCACAUCAUGCUCAUCUUCUACGCCUUUAUCAACGUCGGCGCCUUCUUCUCCAUCGCCGUCGUGUACAUUGAAAAGUACCGCAGCUUCUGGCUGGCCUUUCUGGUGCCCGGCAUCGUCUACUUCUUGCUGCCCGUGCUGCUCGCCGUCAUGUACAAGCGCACCAUCCGCACGCCGCCGCAGGGCUCCGACCUGACGCGCUUCCUCAAGAUCACGCUGGCGGCGCUCAGGGCCAGCCGGGGCAACGUGUUCGCCCAGGCGUUCUGGUCGCGCGUCACGCCGUCGGCGCUGCUGGCCGAGCGCGGCGUCCGCGUCUCCUACUCGGACAAGGACGUCGACGACGCGCGCCGCACGUGGGGCGCCAUCCAGAUCUUCUUGUACAUCCCCGUCUGGAACCUCAACGACGGCGGCGUCGGCAACGUGCAGAGCAACCAGGGCGCCGCCAUGACGUCCAACGGCGCGCCCAACGACCUGCUCGGCCACUUCAACCCGCUCGUCAUCAUCGUCUUCUCGCCGUUCAUGGCGCAGGUCGUCAACCCGUUCCUGGAGCGCCGCAAGAUCAAGGUCGGCCGCAUCACGCGCAUGACCAUUGGCUUCUCCCUGGCCACCUUGUCGUCGCUCAUCGGUGCCAUCGUCCAAUACCGCGUCUACGCGACCAGCCCUUGCGGCUACCAUGCCAGCACCUGCGACGACGUGUCGCCCGUCUCCAUCUGGUGGCAGGUCCCCAAUGUGGCCCUCGGCGCCAUGUCCGAGAUCUUCAUCAACGUCACGGCCUACGAACUGGCCUACGCCCGCGCCCCGCCCAACAUGCGGUCCACCGUCGUCGCCCUCUUCUUGUUCAUGACGGCCCUGAGCAGCGCCCUCGGCGAGAUCCUCAUCCCCGCCAUCAACGACCCCACCCUCAUCUGGGCCUGGGCCGCGCCCGGCAUCGCGCUCUUUGUGCAGACAAUCAUCUUUUGGUGGCGCCACCGCCAUCUCAACGACGACGCCUUUAUCACGUACAGCGAGGACUUUGAGCCGCUUCAGCCCGGCAAGGUCGAGGCCGCCAAGCCGCUGGAAGGGUAG